UUCCACCGCCGUUUCAAUCGGCCUCCCCCCAACCUCCCAAUCGGUGCUUUCUAGGGUUUCGAAUCGCCUCCAAAACCUUCAACCAGUGCGCAAACCAACAGCAGGUCGAGACCAGCGAGGGAGCAGGAAAAUCCGACGCCAUGGGAGGCAAAUGCCCGCACAGGAAGGUCAAGAAGAGACGCCUCUCCCACAAGACCGCCCGCCGCACCAAGUUCCUCGUCAAAGGCGACGACGCGGUGUACGAGGCCCUGAAGAAGCCGGAAGAGGAGCGGCGGCCGUUGCCCGUGGAUGAGGAUCUCCCCGGCAUGGGCCAGUACUAUUGCCUGCACUGCGACCGAUAUUUUCCGAACGUUGCUACGAGGGACAAGCAUUUCAAGACGAAGCGCCACAAGAAACGUAUGAAGCAAAUGAUGGGUCCUGCGCCACAUACUCAGCUUGAUGCUGAGUUAGCUGCAGGGAUGGGCAUGCCUGAUAAUGGUCCAAAGCUUAUGCCAAUGUGAGCUAUUUGUUUUGGUGCCCAUAUGGAUCGAGCCUUUUUGGUGCAGCGAGGAUUUUCUUUUUAAAUUCUCUUGUUAGUUAGCUUAAAAGUGUAUAUGCAGCUAGUGCUUUGAUAUGGAAGUCUUUGUAGUUGCAUAUGCUUGAGGAACGAGCAAUCAAGCAUAUUCAAUAGACCUAUCUGACUGGUGGUAGCUGAUAAAAGGUGAUCUCCAGAAGGCUUUGGCUACUAUAUAUUAAGAAAGGGCAAGUGAGAUUUUGUUUUUGAAUAGAAAUUGUGUGUUUUCUUGUGUAAUGCGUCUGAAAUUUAAGUGUCUUCUAAUUUGAGCCACAAAGCAUUGACUGGUGCAAAUGCAAUUGAUAGUUUACUACUUUUUUUAGAA
Eucalyptus grandis is the source of this 878-nucleotide messenger RNA. RefSeq names its product zinc finger protein 593. The coding region runs from base 141 to 500 and encodes 119 amino acids. The transcript is spliced from 4 exons. Gene Ontology annotation, molecular function: zinc ion binding; nucleic acid binding. The record is from RefSeq and is a predicted model, not a curated record. NCBI's taxonomy places the organism in Eukaryota, Viridiplantae, Streptophyta, Magnoliopsida, Myrtales, Myrtaceae.